This is a messenger RNA of Saitoella complicata NRRL Y-17804, 264 nucleotides long. RefSeq lists its product as uncharacterized. The record is from RefSeq and is a predicted model, not a curated record. NCBI's taxonomy places the organism in Eukaryota, Fungi, Ascomycota, Saitoellomycetes, Saitoellales, Saitoellaceae. The transcript is spliced from 2 exons. Bases 1 to 264 code for a protein of 87 amino acids.
AUGUCUGAACAAGAGGAUAUCGCGCCUAUUACCCACGCUCCCACCACCGGUGCCAGUGAUACCAUCCCCGUCGUCGACGACGCCAAUGUCACCCCGGAGGGCUACGACUCCAUGCGUGAUCCGGACUCUGAUGCACAGCUCCAGAAGGACGAGGCCGAGGCUGCUGAUCCGAGUAAUAUCUUGGAGGGGGAGCGUUUGAGGCAUGCUAAGCCUGUGCAGAGUUAUGCUGAGCCUGGUGAUGAGGAGGGGUUGCCUGAGGAGUAA